AUGGCAACAGGCUUACUGUGCGACAGGAAAGUCCCUGUUCGACUGAAGUCGAAGAUCUACAGGACGGUUGUGCGUCCUGUUGCCCUUUACGGAUGCGAGUGCUGGCCGACGACGAAAGCCUUGAAAAGAGUGCUGCAUGCUAUUGAGAUGCGGAUGUUGAGGUGGACGAUAGGUGUAACGCUAAAAGAGAGAGUAUCCAACGACACUGUACGUUCCAUCUUCGGCGUCGUCCCGAUAACUGAGAAAAUGAAGGAGUCGCGACUGAGAUGGUUUGGUCACGUCUUGCGGCGAGAGGAAGAUUCUGUUGCCAAAACCGCUCUGAAGCUCGACGUUUCAGGAGUGAGGCCGCGUGGGAGGCCAAAGAUUCGCUGGUUAGACCGUGUGAAGCUGGGUAUGAUAGAUGCACGUUUGUGUACGGCUGAUGCAAUGGAUAGAACCAUAUGGAAGACAAGAAGCAGAAAAGCGGACCCUGCAACAACGCGGGACAAACGGUAG
Necator americanus (New World hookworm) is the source of this 495-nucleotide messenger RNA. RefSeq lists its product as uncharacterized. Lineage: Eukaryota; Metazoa; Nematoda; Chromadorea; Rhabditida; Ancylostomatidae. The record is from RefSeq and is a predicted model, not a curated record. The coding region runs from base 1 to 495 and encodes 164 amino acids. The transcript has a single exon.